Molecule: messenger RNA, 7092 nt
Organism: Notolabrus celidotus (New Zealand spotty)
Lineage: Eukaryota; Metazoa; Chordata; Actinopteri; Labriformes; Labridae
Product: calmodulin-regulated spectrin-associated protein 3-like
Exons: 19
Coding region: 441-5219 (1592 amino acids)
Biological process (GO): neuron projection development; negative regulation of microtubule depolymerization; cytoplasmic microtubule organization
Cellular component (GO): microtubule minus-end
Molecular function (GO): spectrin binding; microtubule minus-end binding; calmodulin binding
Source: RefSeq, a predicted model, not a curated record
CUUACAGGCACAAAACGGGGACGAUUUAAUCUCAAAGAUUGUUUAUUUAGUCAGGUUCUGCUGCUGCUGCUCUCACCUGCGUGGAAAUCUGAAGCAUUAGAUAAGCAUUUUUUCAGUGACAUCCCCAUUGGUCGACAUAUGACGUCCACGGGGGCGUGGAGCCGGACUGACAGCCUGAUGUGAGCUCUUCCGUUCUCCUAAUAGAGAUUUUUAUUCAGCUUUACGCAAAUUGAAGUCCAGAUAUCUGUAUGUCAUGCUUUCUGUUUCACUUUUAACGCUUGGAUAUUAUUCUUGUGCUCCAGUCUGCAUCACAUGGUCCUCCCUCCUCCUCCUCUCCUCCUCCCCCUCAGUCUCUCCUCUUCCUCCUCCAUCCCUCCUCCUCACAUUAACCCGGUGCUGCUGCUGCUAUCUGCGUGCUCUCCGUGCGGCGCGGCGCGGCCAUGGUGGACUCUCCCGGGGCGAUGAAGAAGACCUUCUCGGUGCCGGAGAUCAAACCGCUGGACCAGUACGACUUCAACCGGGCCAAGAUCUGCGCCAGCGUGCGGUGGCUGCUGUCCAAAUCGUACGGCUCUGCAGAAAAUGUUCCAGUGGAGCUGCGAGAGCCGCUUUAUAAGGACCAGUAUGAACAAGAGCACCUCAAGCCAUCCGUCUCCAAGCUGCUUCUCUCCCAGGAGAUCUACUGCAGAGUCCAAGCCCUGCUGGCCCAGGCUCAUGCCACCUCUCCGCCUGCGACGCAGGGGUCCCCUGCUGACAACUCGGCCCUGCUGCAGUUCCUCAUUAAGAAAGGUGUCACUGCAAAGGUCCUGGAUACUGACGUCACAGAGGAGGACCUCAGCCACGUCCCCAUUAAGCCGAAAGCUCACCUCGCUCUGAUAGAGGCUCUCAUGACUCUCGCUGCUAAAGAGGCGGUGGGCCGGGUGAAGAUGGCGGCGGAGGCGGAGCAGAUGGGUGUCGGGGCUCCGUGGGAGAACGCUCUGCUCUUCUGGGUCAACAGGCUGAACCAGAAGUUGAGAGAAAGCACAGAAGAAGAAGAGCCCCCCAGAUCACAGACGUGUACAGAUGUACAGCCUGCUCAGGACUCGUGUCAGUCCACCCGCUGGUACUGGAAACUAGUCCCCCAUGCUAUCGCUUUUUGUUUGAAGGAGUCGGGGAAUAAGCCGCCUGUGAUUCGCUAUAGGAAGGACAAAGUGCAGUCUAAGCUGACGCCUACUUUCCCUCUGGUUUCUGCGGUCAAAGAUUUGUCUAAUGGCUGCGCUAUAGCUGCUGUGCUGCACUUCUACUGUCCCAGCCUGCUGCCUUUAGAGGAUGUGUGUCUGAAGGACACCAUGUCAGUGGCCGACAGUCUCUACAACCUGCAGCUGAUCAGAGAGUUUUGUGAGAGCAGUUUACAGAGCUGCUGCCCCCUGGCUGUGGAGGACCUGCUCUACGCUCCACCUGUUCUGCAUCUGAACAUCAUGAGCUUCAUAGCUGAGCUGCUGGAGUGGUUUGAGGUUAAGAAGCCUGAUUUCAUCCAGCCCAUACAGCCCAUUGACUUCACAGAUGUCUCAGGUUUACUGGAUUGCACAAGUCCUAUGAAUGGAAACAGCAACAGUAGUUCUCCAUCCUUCAUCUUUAAACAACCCUUUGUGCCAAUCUGCUCCCCAGUGUCCCCGGAAAACAAAAGUUGGACAAAGAAACAAAUCAGUCGUCCUCUGUCAGCAGUGACUUUCAGCAUCCCAUUUGGACUCGACAGUGAUGUUGACAUUGUCAUGGGAAACCCAAUCGAUUCUGUCUUUCGCUCUGUCAGCACUGACAGCCUCACCACCGGCAUCCCUGCAAUGACUUCACCCCCGGAAGACUUCAGCCACCUUGUCAGCGCUUCGGUCCCAUCGCAGCGUUCAUCCUGGGGUCCUUACGCACACACAGCACCACUGGGAGAGCUGCCGACCAUCGAGGAGGCGCUACAGGUGGCUCAUAGUCCUGGGAACAAAGAUCGUAGAAAGGUGAAGAAACCAGAGAAAGGUGGAAGAGGAUUGCUGGGAGGAAGGCCAGAACCCAGGUUACGUCCAGAAGGAGCCCCCGCUGGUUUCUUCCUGCACUCCCCAGAGGAAAAUAAUCCUCAGCUCAGCAGCUCUGCUCCCUGCCGCUCUGGGAUCCUCUAUCGACCUGUUGGAGGAGAAGCGGCUGACUCUAAAAAGCCAGGAAGAGGGGAGAAGAGUGAGAGAUCAGGACGCUCCUCUGACAUGUCACGUGAUGACGACUCUGUUCUACGAGAUGGAAGUGUGGACUCCUCUGAAGCAUCAGACGAUACCCCAAGAAAUGCCCCAGGAAAUAUUAGACCAAGUAGUAACCGCCAAGGAAACCACAGUGCCAGCAACAGCCCACGGAUGACAAGCUUUGCUGAGAGACGAGACAACAAGCGACGACAUCCAGCUGCUCCUGGGGAGGACUCGGCCUCCACUUCAGCCCCAACAACCCCAGGCACUCCACAUACACCCUCCACCCCAGCAGGGGCACCAGGCCGCCAGGACAGCCCAGGUCCAAAAGGCCCUGAACCAGGCUCUGAGGCCUGGGAGUUGGGAGCUCGUCUGGAAGAAAAACGAAAAAGCAUUGAAGCCCAAAAACGGCGUAUCGAAGCUAUCUUUGCCAAGCACAGGCAAAGGCUCGGAAAAACUGCUUUCCUUCAGCUAAAAAGAGAGCAAGGGGAGGGAGGAGGAGAGGGAACAGAGGAGGAUAAUCUUUCCCUGGAGGAGCGUCUUACUCACAUGGAGGAGCAGCUGAAAAAAGAGGAGGAGAAGGAAGAGAAGGAAAAGAAGGAGAAAGAAAAGGAGGAAGACAAGCCAUCUGUGUCCAAUCCUCCUCGUUUAGAGAAGCAGGUCACAUUCUCGAUUGAAAGUAAGAAAGGAGAGGAGAAGGAGAAAGAAGCAGAGAAGGCGAAAGGAGCAGAGAAGGAGAAAGGAGCAGAGAAGGAGAAAGGAGGUGAAGGAGCCAUUGUUGAGUGCAAUGAAGUAGUGCAGAAGUUGAGUGAGGUUCUGCAGUCGCUACAGAAGGACAUGCAAAAACUUACAGAACAGCAACAGCAGCUCAUGAGCAACCAAAGACCUAGGAAUACACCCAAAACCACUUCUAAAUCAACACCAAGGAGUAAUACCAAAACUCCUCCUCAUACCCCAACAAAGACUCCACCAAGAACUCCGACAAAGACUCCCACGAGGACCACCACUAAAGCUUGGGUGAUUCCUCCUGGUCCAAGUACCCCUUCUGCUUCCUCUCCAUCUCGGCGUUCUCACGGUCUCACCUCCCCAAAAACCCCAAUCAUCUCUUCCUCCUGCCCUGCUCCUCGCACCAAGAUCCACUCGUCCACCACUCCCCGCAGCCCAAAGCACCACGCACGUCCCCAUCACCAGCCUCACCCUCGGCCCUCCGAGCUAAAGUUCCCCCCACUCAACCGUGUUUUGACGCCAACCCAGAACGUGGACACCAUCCCCCACUUGCGGCGUGUGUCCCCAAGCAAAUGUCAAGUUCAGACCACCUCUACCUUCCGUAUCGGUGGACCCAGAACCCCUCAAGAAUCUCCUCAGCCUGCCCAGCAGCCGCAGCCCGAUGAUAACACUUCAGACACAGCCUCCAGUGAGACCCCGACUCAGUUCAGCCUGGAGCUAGAGCAGGAGGAUGUGGAGACUGUAGGAGGGCUGCCCAUCUUUCAACCGCCAAGACAAGAUCGUAUGAGGGGUGCAGGUGGAAGCAGCUCUGAAGCACUUUCAGAGUGUUCAUUUGAGAGUGAUACUUUGUCACUUUCUGCAGCAUACAGCGCUGUAGGUGAAGGAGCACAGGGUGGAGAUGCAGGGAAUCGCUGCAGUCUCAUUGAGGUCUCUAUGUCCUCUCUUGGAGGGCAAGAGGGAGGGAGUGAUGAACCAACUGAUGAAGGGCAUGAGUUUUCCUCUGAUUCUAUGAGCGAUCACACUGAAUCUGCUGUGGAAUCAGCUGGGAGACCGGCUGCUGAACCUCUGGACCCCAUAGAGCAACUGGAUCUGGCCAUGGGAACCAGCAGUGUGCCCGAACAACAAAAUAAAUUAGAAGGGGAACAGACGAGACCGACAGAAACUUUGGAACCAAGUGGAGAACAGAGUGAGCAGGGGCCAAAAGGAGGACUUCAUUUCUUCUUCCAGGAGGAUAUGCAUAGUGAGGGGGAGAUGGCCCAGCGUAGAGCACUUCUGUUGGAGAAACAGCAGAAGAGAGCUGAGGAGCUGAGGAAGAGGAGACAGUGGAAUGAACAAGAGAGACCAUCAUCUGCGGACAGAAGAGUGGCAUCUCCCUGCAAUACACCCCCUGCAGGCACAACUUCACCUUCACCCACACCCCCUGCUACACCAGGACACCGCCGGGGCACUUUCACACGAGAUGAGUACGCAAGGAGACACCAACUCAGGAUCAUGGAGGACUUGGACAAAGUGCUUCACCAGAAAUCAACCAACCAAGGACGAUCUUCUGUGAAGAAAACCCGUUCAAGGCCACGCAGCAUGACCAGAGAGGAGACAAAGCUGUCACUUAGUCCUGCCAAAGGAACAUCUGGAUCUAAGAUGACAAAAGUCUACUCUCACUCCUCCCUCAACCUGGCGGCUACAGAUGAGCCAGGAACCAAAACAGCUGUCCCCACUAAGAAACCCCAAAGCCGUUCUGGCUCACCUUCAGGAUGUGUGACGCCAAGCAAACUGGCGAAUCAGAAUGGAGACAAAGACUGGGAGACUGGGUCCAAUGGAACCUCACCUGCCCCAGAAUACACAGGUCCAAAGCUCUUCAAAGAACCAAGCUUCAAGUCCAACAAAUUCAUCAUUCACAACGCUCUCUCCCGUUGCUGCCUGGCUGGAAAAGUCAACGAGACCCAAAAAACCAAGAUAGUUGAGGAGAUGGAGAAGAGUCCAGCCAACCACUUCCUCAUCCUCUUCCGCGAUGCAAACUGCCAGUUCAGGGGCGUUUACACCAUGAACUCUGACACCCAGGAGCUCGUAAGAUUGGCUGGCGUGGGCCCACGGACAAUUAGCUCCACCCACGUGGAGUCCAUCUACAAAUACAGCUCAGACAGGAAGCAGUUCUCUGCCAUUCCCUCCAAAACCAUGGGCAUGAGUGUGGACGCCUUCACCAUCCCCGGCCAUCUUUGGCAUGGAGGAGCAGGGGGUGGGGGAGGAGGAGGAGGGAGCAGGAGAGCAAGCAUUACCAAGAAGGCGGUUGUUUCCAAGUGAGGAGCAUGAAACAUGACAGUGACAGAUCAUUAGACUCUUCAUACUGUAAUUAAAGUGACAACUGUUGUUGGAUAUAAAGUACAGAAGGAGGGGGAGGAAGCAGCAAAGUAAGCAGAACUAAAACAAUGUUGAUUUUAUAAGUGAACAGAAACAUUGCAGAAACAGAUCAUUAAGGAAAACACUUAUUAUGGCGAAAACUGUAAAACUGUUACAUGCACACAGACAGGUCAUUAGCCAUGUGCGUAGACACAUACACCGUAUUGCUCUUGGAUUUUACUAGAAAUACAAAAUUUUAAAAAACAUUUGUAUUCCCCUUAAAGUGCAUGAAAACGUAAACAGCACAGCUUUCUUUUCCCAAGCGAAGAAAGACACGCUCGUAUCCAGAGUGUUUACAGAAGGUUUUAUAAAAUGGAAGGUUUAACUGCACAAAGAUUUACUUUUAAAAAGUCUCAUUGAUUAUACUUUCAUUGUCUGAAGUACAACCACACAAAUUUACUUUUUCUUUCAGAAGAAAAUGAUCUUUAUUAAGUUUGUAUUGACUUUAGGAAGACACACGAUUACUGUCUGUUCCCCCUUCUGGUUCUGUGGACUGAAGGCCACGUAAAACCCCAAUUUUUUACUUAAAGCCUGGCAGCAGAGAAAAUGUGGUCUCACGUCAGAGUAGGACUUUACUCUCAUACGAAGUUCAAGUUGAAUUCUGCAAACUGUCACUUGGUCGGUUGAAGCACACUUGUUUUUCAAAGUAAAAAACAGCCAUAACCAUAAGACGAAGAGAGUGGACCUGAACGUCAAAGAUCUGUAACUGUGUCAGUGGUUUUCAGAGAUGAUCACCACAGCAUGAAUGAUUAUUUCCUGUAAGUGGUAUAAGCUUAUGAAACAAAAUCAUAGUAAACAUGUCAGGUUUGAUGGAACCCUUGUUGAAAGUGGGCGUAUGUAUGAGCAUCAGAUGCCAAUGAAACAUCACUCAGCUAUUUGCAUAUAUAAGAUGACUUGUGACAUACUUUUGUCGUACACUUAGAUGAACAGGGAUUGUUGUGCUCUCGGUUGGGAAUGGGUUCAAUAGCCAGAUCCAGAUCCAAGUUUGUAAACCACAGGACCGAAUCCCUUAUUGAAUUUCACAAUCAAGUUCUAACUUACAGGGCCUUUUUUUAUAUUAACUUUUGACACUACUGAAAACUGGUGACCUGCACAAACGCAUGCUAACCCUACAAGACUGACUCACUGUAUGAAGAGCAAUGCCUUAACUUGAAAUGUUUCAAUGUCACUGAAAAAGCUGCUAAAGCUGUAUUUGCUGGAAGGGACUGGAAAGGAAUCACAAGUCCUUUGCUUGAAUAUUUACCUGCUAUGAGAACUUGUGCGAUUUUUGAUAAUUUAAGGACAAGUGCAACACCCACCAGCCUAAUGCCAAUGCCUGAUGCAGAGCAAAGUUUCUUCAGGUAACAGUGAUCUUUGGUAUCUUGUUUGUGAAAAAAUGUGCAAGUCAUUUAAUAUUUGCAAAAGGGUAGUGUAGAGUUGUUAUGGCCAUUUGUGCUGCUUUUACUAAUGCUUCUGGCUUCUGUAGCGGUUGCAGAACAUCAGUGACAAAUUUGUAGUGAAAGCCCCAGAACUCAGAACAGUGGGAUCUCAGUAGUUUACAUACGACAUGAAGCAAGACGAAAUUUACAUAUUUUCUUUUUUACUGGGAAUCUCCCGUCCAAGCUGCUAGACGAGAAAGAAUCUGAUUCAAUCAGUGGAUUCAGACCUGGUUUAAGGUUUUGUUAAAUGCUAUUGAACCACAUCUCUAACUGCAGUAGAGCUCACAAUUAUAUUGGUGUUUUUCAGACCAGCAUUCAUGUAUGAAAUAACAAACUGGAUUAAACUCCACUCAUCAAGA